Molecule: messenger RNA, 3504 nt
Organism: Zychaea mexicana
Lineage: Eukaryota; Fungi; Mucoromycota; Mucoromycetes; Mucorales; Lichtheimiaceae
Exons: 7
Coding region: 1-3504 (1167 amino acids)
Biological process (GO): nucleotide-excision repair
Cellular component (GO): nucleus
Molecular function (GO): DNA endonuclease activity; single-stranded DNA binding
Source: RefSeq, a predicted model, not a curated record
AUGGGUGUUCAAGGUCUUUGGACGCUGGUGAAUCCAGCUGCCCGUCCUGUACAACUCGAAACGCUUCGUAAUCGGAAAAUGGCUGUCGAUGCAAGUAUUUGGAUCCACCAGUUUAUGCGCACCAUGAGAGACAAGGAAGGAAAUGCGCUGCGCAAUGGCCACUUGCUGGGAUUCUUCCGACGUUUAUGCAAGUUACUGUUCUACAACAUUAAACCCGUGUUUGUUUUCGAUGGUGGUGCACCUGCACUCAAGCGAUCUACAAUCAAAGAACGUCGUCGACGCCGAGAAGGCAUCAGCACUAAUUUGAAACGAACUGCUGAAAAGAUUCUGAGUGCUCAGGUGAAAACGCGAGUUUUGCUAGAAGAAGAACGCAAACACAAAGGCGAAGCAGAGGAACAAGUAGACGAACAAUAUGCAUACUUUGAUGAACUAGAGAAAAAUGCAGCUCUGGAGAACAUCAAGCAAAAAAUGAAGCGAGAUCAAUACGAACUGCCAGCUAUGCCGGACACGACGGCGAAACCAAUUAUGAAGAUUGAUCCACGUUUGGCAACAGAGCAAGAACUGAUUGACUUUAUCAACGAGUACCGGCCGUCUAAAGAAGAUAUUGACUCUGAAGCAUUUCUGGCUCUGCCACCCGAAAUACAGUUUGAGAUUGUGCGAGACUUGGGCAUGGAAUCGCGUCGGACGUCUUGGGCUCGCUUGGAUGAAAUGGUGCGACAGUCUCGGACCGCCAUGGAUUUUUCAAAGCAACAGAUCAAGCUGCUCAAACAUAGGAACGAAAUGACACAACGAUUGCUACAGCUCAACGAAAAACCAAGUUUGGAAUCCAACGACAGGGGCAUCCCUACGCGGAUCGCAGGCGAACGCAGUAGAGAAUACAUGCUUGUCAAGAAUGAAAAUAUUGAUCAAGGUCUUGGAUGGAAGCUACCUGGUUUGAGUACCGCAGCAGCAACUACAGUGAAAAGUCCGGGUUCAGAGGAAGAGACAAAAAGUAACUUGGAGCAACAGCAGCAAGAAGUUACUGAAGGUCACAGCGAAACCAAACAAGAAACUAGGGACAAAGUCAAAGACGCAAUUGCUUCAAAUCCAAAGCUAGCUGCUCUGUUAUCCACUUUUGACAGCGAUGAAGAUGAGGAGGUGGAGGAGGAGGCGAACGGCAAUAACAACGAAUACGAGGAACAAGCAAUGAGUGACGGAAGACACGAUCACAAGGAUUAUUCGGACGUUAACGAUGAAGAUGAACCUUUGUUUCUCAACCAGGAUGUAACCAACAAACGUCGGUCGUCUUUGAUGGACAAUAUGCAGGCAUAUGUUGAAGAUGACGACGAAGCAGUAAACGAAGUAAUACGCAGAAUAUACGCGGAUGAUGAAAAAGAAGAAGGAGCAUAUGGUACAACAGAUGAGUUUCAUAAGUCAUCACCUCCAUCCGCACCGGAUUCAGCAAUUUUGGAUGCAGAUGGGAUGUACCAAUUAUGGAUAUCUCGUGUUCCGGACUCGUACAUAUACUUGCAUUCCAUCAAUGACGAAUAUAAGCGUCUACUGCAAUCUGCCGUGUAUGAACAGGACAUUCAGCAAUUGGAGGACCAGCUCAAACGGGUCCAGAAAAUGUACGGCAAGACGAGUGAUCGAGAUGAUAUGGGUUUGGAUGCCUUGGCCUUUCAAGAACGCUAUAUCACGGACAUACUGCGGUGGAGACGCAUUCUGCAACAACAAGAGCACGAAGCACAACAGCGACACUCGGCAAAUGCGCCUGACGCCGAGAUGUCACUAGUUGAUACUGGCUAUUCAACACACCUACCUGAAAAGCAAACAACGGAUCGUAUAGAAAAGCCCAAGGAGUCAUUACCACUUUCACCGUCUGUAUCCACAACAAGAGAGCAAUCAGAUAGUGCGCCAGCUGCAUCAGCUGUGAGACUAGAUACCGAAAAGGUGCCUACACAGGUUCAGCAGCACUUUGCUCAGGAUGUGACCAUGGAGGAAGAGAAACAGUCCAAGUCACCCGAGAAACGCGCAGUUGUCGACAAUCCAUGGUCUCCAGAAUCGGACAAUGACUAUGUGAUGAUGGAUGAUGAUGAUGAAGACGAUAUUGAUAUACCCUUGGUUGAGAACAAUACAACCAAAGAACAGAGCGCAACUGAGCAGCUACAGCAGCAGAACUCUUCUCCUGGAAAAACCUUACCAGAAGAAAUCUCUUCCAGACAUGCAUCUCCUCCUUCUUCAAAGACUGACCAGUCAAAAGCUACCACCGAGCCAUCCUAUGAACCAGCAGAACCUGACAAAGAAGCAGAAACUGGUGAAAUCAAAGUAUUGGAUGAGUCAAAGAGUGAUGAAUCAAAUAUCGACGAUGAACAAGAAAAAGUAUCUAUGAUGCAAGCCACUGUUGACGUGCAAGAGCAAGGGUCCACUGUGGAUCUGGAACAAGAACUUCAAGCAGCUCAAGAGCUUGCAGCCGAACCGUAUGGCUACAACUCAGAUGAGGAGCUGACGGGCGAUGUUGGCGGUGAAGAGACUGAGUAUGCUCGUUUCGUAUCUGAUAUCGCGAACAAAGACAUUGAAAGUGUGCGGCAAGAGCUACAUCGAGAUAUGAAAGAGUUGAAUAAACAGCAGCGCAAAGAGAUGGGCAACACCGAUGAUGUGACGAACCAAAUGGUUCAAGAUAUUCAGGAAAUGCUGCGCUUGUUUGGUAUCCCCUAUGUCAUAUCACCGAUGGAAGCUGAAGCACAAUGCGCCGAAUUGGCCCGUUUAUCAUUGGUGGAAGGUGUUGUGACGGAUGAUUCGGAUGUGUUCUUGUUUGGCGGCACCCGCAUCUAUAAGAACAUGUUCAACCAACAAAAAUAUGUCGAAUGCUAUAUUAUGCAUGAUCUUGAGAGGGAGAUGCGACUGGAUCGGAGCAAACUGGUGCAAUUGGCAUUCUUGUUGGGCAGUGACUAUACUGAUGGCAUACCGGGUAUUGGUCCAGUUGCAGCAAUCGAAAUUUUGGCAGAGUUUACCAAAGACGAGGACAAAAAGAUUGAAGCCCCUCUAGAACGAUUCCGGGUAUGGUAUGAAAGUGGGAAAGAUGAGAAUGAUUUCCAAAGAAAACUGAGAAAGAAGCACAAGGAUCUUGAGAUCCCAUCAGACUUUCCCAGUCCACUUGUGAUUGAAGCGUAUUAUCAUCCAAUGGUUGAAUCAUCUCAAGAAGAGUUUCAAUGGGGUACGCCACAGCUUGAUAUGCUUCGGUUGUUCCUGAUGGAAUCAUUUACAUGGUCUGAGAAGAAGGCAGAUGAGGUGUUGAUACCGGUCAUACGUGAAAUGAAUAAGCGCAAGAGUGAAGGUCAACAAACAAACAUUGGAACGUUUCUGGAUACGUCCACGGGAACCACCACAACAAACUAUGCUCCCCACAAGCGGAAACCCCACAAAAGCAAACGCGUGCAGUCAGCCAUCAAUCGCUGGCGUAAAGAGAAGGACACAGGUGAAGAAGCACCCAAAGAGCAAAAGCGCAAGAGAACACGUCGCUCAUAA